This is a messenger RNA of Phoenix dactylifera (date palm), 1536 nucleotides long. RefSeq names its product serine/threonine-protein kinase SAPK7-like. Gene Ontology annotation, molecular function: protein serine/threonine kinase activity; ATP binding. Lineage: Eukaryota; Viridiplantae; Streptophyta; Magnoliopsida; Arecales; Arecaceae. Gene Ontology annotation, biological process: protein phosphorylation. The record is from RefSeq and is a predicted model, not a curated record.
AACGGCGCGGGGGAGAUCGAGGCGGCGAUCCUAUACGUAUCGGAGUCGGACGACAGGGGAUCGAGACUCGCUCUUCUUCGUAUUCACCCCCUCACGUGAUCCUCCAAUAGAAUAAUCCACCCUUUCUUCGCUUAAAUCCGGCCAAUCGAUCCCUUUCUUCGCCCACUUCCAUUCGAAUCUUUGUAAAGGUCUCGGCUUUAUCCUUCGACCGAUCGAUUUCUCGGUGUGUUCGGGCGAUCUGGGACGGGUUUGGAGGGAUGGAGAAGUACGAGCUGGUGAGGGACAUAGGGUCGGGGAAUUUCGCGGUGGCGAGGUUGAUGCGGAACAAGGAGACCGGGGAGCUUGUCGCCAUGAAGUAUAUCCCCAGAGGGCAGAAGAUCUGUGAGAAUGUCGCGAGGGAGAUCAUCAAUCACCGGUCGCUGCGGCAUCCUAAUAUAAUCCGGUUCAAAGAGGUAGUAUUGACGCCGACCCAUCUGGCGAUCGUUAUGGAGUACGCCGCCGGCGGGGAGUUAUUCGAGAGGAUCUGCAACGCCGGGAGAUUCAGCGAAGACGAGGCGAGAUAUUUCUUCCAGCAGCUCAUCUCCGGCGUCAGCUACUGUCAUUUCAUGCAAAUUUGCCACCGAGAUUUGAAGCUGGAGAACACUCUCCUCGACGGCAACCCGGCCCCCCGCCUCAAAAUCUGCGACUUCGGCUACUCCAAGUCAUCUGUGCUCCACUCGCGGCCCAAAUCAACCGUCGGAACGCCGGCAUACAUUGCCCCGGAAGUCCUCGCCCACCGGGAAUACGACGGCAAGCUGGCCGACGUAUGGUCGUGCGGAGUAACUCUGUACGUGAUGCUGGUGGGAGGCUAUCCCUUUGAGGAUCCAGAUGACCCCAAGAAUUUUAAGAAGACCUUUCAGAGAAUAGUGUCUGUGCAGUACAAAAUACCUGAAUUCGUGCACAUAUCCCAGGAUUGCAGGCAACUCCUCGCCCGAAUCUUUGUUGCCAAUCCAGCCAGGAGGAUAACGAUAAGGGAGAUAAGGAAUCACCCAUGGUUCUUGAAGAACUUGCCAAGGGAGCUAACGGAAGCAGGGCAGACAGCGUACUACAAGAGGGAUAACGAUGCCCCUACCUACUCCCUUCAGAAGAUCGAGGAGAUCAUGAAGAUCGUCGACGAGGCAAGGACUGCUCCACCAACUUCCACGCCUGUCGCAGGCUUCGGAUGGGCCGAGGAAGAUGAGCAGGAGGAAGGCAAGCAAGAGAACCAAGAGAAUGGAGAGGAGGAAGAAAAUGAGUAUGAUAGGAGGGUCAAGGAAGUCCAUGCAAGUGGAGGAUACCCCCUCAGUUGAUCGAAUUAUAGGUGGAAAAUAAUUUAGUGCUUUUCUGGUCUUGUCUUCCAAUGUCAAUUAUCGAUCUUUUUUGAGUUUUUUUUUUUUUUCAAGUUGAUUUUGUUGAAUAUAUUGUCUUUUGUCUUUUUUGGUACUUCAAACUUGUAAAAUUAUAUAACAAUGCUGCUAUAUAUAUCAACCUUGUCAUGCAGCAUGUAAAUGCUGGAAA